GGAUUUUUUAAUUUUUUAUUUCUUUACCCCCCCCAUUCUUCUUGUCUCUGUCUCCAUCGCUCAACGGACGGUGUUUGACAGCUUCACCGGGAGGAAUACUCUUACCUAUCCACCGGGGGAGAGGUGCCUCUGCUGCUGCUGGUGCUGCCGGUGGAGGGGGAGCUCUUCGGGGGGGGCAGACAGGUGGAUUUAUCCGUGUGCUGCUGCUGCUGGUGCUGCUGGUGUGUUGUCUUUCCCUGUAAUUUUUUUUGGGAGGGGGGGUGGAUUGGAUGGAUGGAUUAAUCUGACGGAGGAGAGUGGUAUGUGACUCCCACUCCUCCCCGGCCGAGGGCACCCGAAUGGAGUAACAGGCUGCAAUGUCAUCUCCACCUGGCCGCCUGGAGAGAUGUGUCACGGGAAUGGGAUCAAGUUUGAACACUUUUCCUCUGGUUUCAUUGACGCAGUGAGAAGGAACAGAAAUGCCAGUGAGCAGCGGACAGGUCACGGUGGCUGCGCGCACGGGCGCACGCACCGCGGCACCAGAGCGCAGCAUUCGUUCUCGCACGGACUCCGCAGAAGAAGGCGCAAAACCCCCGCCACCGCAAACCCGCAGCUGCCGCGCUUUGUGACACCGAAGGGUAUGAUGGGUGUAGUGGGCUGGAUUUUACUCCUACUCUCCCAAAUGAUGGUGCCUGUGGCGUCUCAGAAGCCUCCAGGGCUCAACGUGGGUGUGAUCAUGGGCCAGACGCGACCCAUUUCCGAUCAGGAGUUCCAGCCAGUUCGGCGCCCUGAUGAUGCCCUUGACAUCUCCGUGGUAGCACUGAGGAUCAACGAGACUGACCCAAAGUCUGUGAUUACGCAGGUGUGUGAGCUUCUGUCACGCACUCGUCUCCACGGCCUUGUGUUCGCCGAUGGCACAGAUCAAGAGGCCAUUGCCCAGAUCCUUGACUUCCUGUCUGUUCAGACACAGCUUCCAGUUCUGGGAGUCCACGGAGGCUCCUCGAUGAUAAUGGCUGACAAGGAUGAAAAGUCCACGUUCUUCCAGUUCGGCGCCGCUCUGCAGCAGGAGGCCCUGCUCAUGCUCUCCAUCAUGGAGGAGUACGACUGGCACGUUUUUUCUAUCGUCACAUCAAAGUUCCCCGGGUACCAGGAUUUCAUCAGCACGCUGAAGACAACUGUGGAUCACAGCUUUGUGCGCUGGGACAUGCAGAGUGUGGUGACUCUCGACGCUGUGGAUGGCGACCCAAACUCUAAAUCACACAUCGCCCUCAAGAGGAUUCAGAGUCCUGUUAUACUGCUGUACUGCUCCAAGGAUGAGGCUUUGUAUAUAAUGGAGGAAGCUCGCUCUCUGGGUCUCAUAGGAGCCGGUUACAUCUGGAUCGUGUCCAGUCUCACCACUGGCAACCCAGACUUUACCCCCGAGGUGUUUCCCUUGGGGAUGAUCUCCGUGUCCUACGACGACUGGGAGUAUCCGCUGGAGACGCGGGUCCGGGACGGAGUUGGCAUCAUUACCACUGCGGCCACUUCCAUGCUGCGGGAGAAAGGGGAGCUGCCAGAGGCCCAAAGCAGCUGCUACAGCACAGCAUCAGACCGGAGCCCGGGGAAGCUCCCACCUAGUGCCCUGCGCAGACACAUGAUGCAUGUGUGGAACGAAGGGCGAGACUUAUCGUUCACUCCAGAUGGUUACCAGGCCAACCCCAAAUUGGUUGUCAUCGUCCUGAAUAGUGAAAGGACGUGGGAGAAGAUGGGCCGCUGGGAAAACGGGACCCUGUCGCUGAUGUUCCCCGUUUGGCCGCGGUACAACUGCCACGGGGACGAGGACGCGGACGAAAACCACCUCUCCAUCGUCACCCUGGAGGAGAAACCUUUCGUCAUCGUGGACAACGUGGACAUCCUCACCGGCACCUGCAUGAGGAACUCGGUGCCCUGCCGCAAGCACGUCAAAGAUAACAGCACGUUGGGCGGCGGCUCCUACAUUAAGCAGUGCUGCAAGGGCUUCUGCAUCGACAUCCUGAAGAAGAUAGCGAGGAACGUCAAGUUCACGUACGACCUCUACCUGGUCAACAACGGAAAGCACGGCAAGAAGAUCAACAACGUGUGGAACGGCAUGGUUGGAGAGGUGGUGUACAAGAAGGCAGUGAUGGCAGUGGGGUCGUUGACCAUCAACGAGGAGAGGUCAGAGGCCAUCGACUUCUCCGUGCCCUUCGUGGAGACUGGCAUCAGUGUCAUGGUGUCUCGUAGCAAUGGGACCGUCUCCCCCUCCGCCUUCCUCGAGCCCUUCAGCGCGUCGGUGUGGGUGAUGAUGUUUGUGAUGCUGCUCAUCGUCACAGCCAUCGCCGUCUUCCUCUUUGAGUUUGUCAGUCCGCUGGGCUUCAACCGCAACUUGGCCCAGGGCAAAGACCCACAUGGUCCUUCAUUCACCAUCGGUAAGGCCGUGUGGCUGCUGUGGGGUCUGGUGUUCAACAACUCUGUGCCCGUGCAGAACCCAAAGGGCACCACCAGUAAGGUCAUCGUGUCGGUGUGGGCCUUCUUCGCCGUCAUCUUCCUGGCCUCCUACACUGCCAACCUGGCUGCCUUCAUGAUCCAGGAGGAGUUUGUGGACCAAGUCACUGGACUGUCUGACAAGAAGUUCCAGAGUCCGUACUCCUACUCCCCUCCAUUUCGCUUCGGGACCGUUCCGAACGGCAGCACCGAGCGCAACAUCAGGAAGAACUACCCAGAUAUGCAUCAGUACAUGACCAAAUAUCACCAGACCGGCGUCCAGGAUGCACUAGUCAGCCUCAAGACCGGGAAGCUGGACGCUUUCAUCUACGACGCUGCCGUGCUGAACUACAUGGCCGGCAGGGACGACGGCUGUAAGCUCGUGACCAUCGGCAGCGGUUACAUCUUCGCCACCACUGGUUACGGCAUCGCUCUGCAGAAAGGGUCCUACUGGAAACGGCUGGUCGAUCUGGCCAUACUGGGCAUCAUCGGAGACGGUGAGAUGGAGGAGCUGGAGGCCCAGUGGCUGACGGGGAUCUGCCACAAUGAGAAGAACGAGGUGAUGUCCAGCCAGUUGGACGUGGACAACAUGGCGGGUGUUUUCUACAUGCUGGCCACAGCCAUGGGCCUCGCCAUCCUCACCUUUAUCUCCGAACACCUUUUCUACUGGAGGCUGCGGUACUGCUUCACUGGCGUCUGCACCGGGAGGCCGGGUCUGCUCUUCACUAUCAGCAGGGGUAUAUGGAGCUGUAUCCAUGGCGUUCAUAUCGACAUGAAGAAGAAGGCCCCUGAGCUGGGCUUCAGUCCUCAAGCCAACAUGCUGCACCUGCUCAAGUCUGCCAAGUCCAUGGCUCUGUCUUCUCCCAAACGCAACACUGUCCUCCUGCAGCCCAGCAUCCUCGACAUGAUGAAAGGUAACUCACUCCAUAGUCAGCCUCCGAAGGGUCCUGGUCUCUAUAGCAACGCCGCCGGUCCACAGGGUUUCCUGUCAUUGUCCGGGCGACACAAAAACCUCCUGAACAAUGCUGCACCAUUUCCUGUGCAACAAAAAUCCCCCGCUCUCCAGUCCAGCCCCAACAAGCCUCAGCUGUCAAUCGACAACGACAACGGUAAGGCCCGCCCCCCCGGGCCGGCGGUCGCCGCGUCGAAGCCUCGAGCGCUGUGGAAGAAAAGUGUUGAGACGCUGAAGACGCAGCCCACUGUCGUGUCUCCUGGCGCCGGCCCGAGCCCCACCCCAGCCGCUGGAGCUGGACCUCCAACAAUGAAGAGCCAGCGUUACCUUCCUGAGGAGCCGCCGCACUCGGACAUCUCCGAGUGCUCCAGCCGGCCGCAGUCGCACAAAGAUUCUGACUCCAUGGUGGCGAGGGGCGGAUUUAAACCCGUCAAUCAGCUGAGGAAGAGGGGAGGGGGAGGAGGUGGAGGAGGUGGAGGAGGCGGGAGCGUAGGAUCCAAGAUCUACUCCAUUGACUCUGACCAGGGCAGCCUCCAGUCAGCUCCCCCCUACCAGCGAGACAGCCAGGGGGGAAGUGACGAGCGCAGUUACCCCCCUGACCUGUUUCCACCUGACAACUCGUACUCAGUCACUCACACGCACUCCCACCAGGGGGACGCACCCAUUCAGCAGCUGAGCGCCACCCUGCUACAUCACAGUCACAGCGCUGAGGCCGACCUGCACUCCCUGAAGGACAAGAAGUACAGCACCUACACACACAGCAGUGCCAAGGACAAGGCUGGAGGUUCGUUCGAUGCUCCAGGUGCAGGCACGGGGACACAAGGCAUCAGGCCGGGUCACUGUCGCUCCUGCCUGACCAAGCUGAGCGGUUACUCCGGCCUCUACACCGUUCGCUCGCCACAGGCUCGCUGUGACGCCUGCGCCCACCUAGGCAACCUGUACGACAUCAGCGAAGACCACUUCCACUCGCACUACUCCCACCCACAAACUCACCCACACAGCGGGGACAUGUUUACACACUACCUACCCCAGAGCGAGCUGGGCCUGGUGGGUGAAGGGGACGGGCUCGUCAGCCACUUCGAGCCCUCUCCGCCCUCUCCAUCUCCUCUCCCCUCCUCCGCGUCGGCCCAGCACCUCCAGCUGAGUCGUCAGCACUCCUAUGAGAACAUGAUUCCAGACAGCGUUCCGGAGCGUCAGUCGCAGGCGCACGCCCACCUGCGGGGGCUGAGCCUGCCUGACAGAGAUAGGGAGCGGGAGAUGAUGCUGGACGAGGGGGCCUAUGCUAAUGUUCUCACAAUGCGCUCUGAUCGACCGUUUAGCAGCCGCAGCCCCCCCUCUCCGUCACCCUCCCACCACCACAGUCUGGACGCCCCGAUGCCCCUGCCCCGGCGCUCGAAGAGUCUCUUCCCCGAUCGGCCGUCUCACAACCCUUUUCUCCAGUCGGCCCCCGGCACGACGCAACGAGAGCCCGCCCCCCAGGCUGCCACACGCAUGCCACAGAGAAAUUCUGCCCACGAGCUCUACAAGCAACGGAUGCCGCUGUCGCUUACCCUCGGUAACCAUGGCAGCCAUCACGUCAACCAGCAUGGCGGCCAUGUUGACCAACAAUUGUUCUACCCCCAGCAGGAGGCCCCUGUGGUGGCGUACAUGGUCCCGCCUGCUGCCUCUCAGCCAAUGAGCUAUGUGACAGCGCCGCGAGCCUCCAGCGCAGGCGGCAACCGGCCCCGGCUCUAUCGCCGCAUGCCCAGCAUCGAGUCUGACGUCUGAGGGUCACACACAGCACACUUACUCCCACCAACACACACGCAUGCAAGACAGAGGUGUGUGUGUGUGAUAGGACCGGGCAGCUCUGAUUCUAAGCACACAUACAGAAACACACACACAGACACACACACACACAGGUGAAAGACGGGAAGGUCUGCGCCGGACUCACAGGUUAAUGGUGAUGCUGAGUAAAUAAAUUAUUGUUUCUUUAUCAUGCCCUCUAUAGGGCAGGGUUGGGGCCACAGGGACACCUGGAGGCACAACACAAGAUGAAGAGUGCGUGUGUGAGUGUCCGUGUGUGUAGUCGCCUCAAGCUGUGGGCAACGAGGCAAAGACUGACAGUACGUCUGACAAGACACAUUCAAAUCCUGGUGGAAUAAGAAAGACACUGUGCACGGAGUCCAGCAGCGACAGUGGGACGUGACGGAGGAUGCGACGUGCGAGUGUUUGGAAGAAGAUCCGACCUGUCCCCCUCUCACCAGCCUCUUGGAGAUGAUAGGGACACAGUGAACCCCUUUCUUUCUGAGAAAACACACACAUGCACACACACACAUUUCACCCCAAAACACACACCCGCCCCCUCUCCAGGACUCUCCUGUUGCACUAUGAUUUCCACAGUCAACCCCGUAUGUUGUCUGAGCCUCCAAACUGCACUGCCGGCAUGGCUUAAAGAGUAGUUCACUACACUAGAGUAAUCCUCGACUUGAAUGGAAAUUACUAUCUAUGUAAUAGUCUAGGCUGGGAGGCGGGCAGCUGGUCCCGACACAGGUCUGAGUGUGUCCGCUCCUGCCCGCAGAUGUACAAACACUGGAACACACACACACUGUGUCAGUUUUUUUUGGGGGGGGAUGUAAAAAAAAAACAAAAAAAAACAACAACCAACGACUGUUUGUUUUUGUUGAUGUCAGUUAAAGGAACAUUCCAAAAAGUGGACCAAAAAGUGGCCGCCAGUAAUCGCCUCUCAGGAUGAGAGUGUGUGUUCUAGUGUUUCUAGAUCUAGAGACAUUCAGUAUAGCAUUGUUGCUUCCUCUCUUAGCUAGCCUUCAGGUCAUACUGCAUGCUUCCUACUGCCCUGUGUUACAGUUAAACUCCUAUACAGGGUCAUAUGUGCACACACACACUCACAAACACACACACGUAUAUAUAUGCACACACACACACAUGCACAUACGCAGUAGUCUAAGAUAGUAGUUUAGGGUGGGUGUGUGUGUGUUGAGGCUAUGAGAUAGCUUCUAUUUGUGCACUUUGUAGAUUUUAUACCCUGCCACCUAACACAGACGUUUGACCAAAAACACUUUUAUACUGGAAGAUAUGAAUAUUCUCAGUCAUUCGCUGAAUAGAUGUUUUCUUUUCUCUUAUUUCUCUUGGACAUUGGGUUUUAGGGCACAGCUCUGUCAGUUUCCAUUGUGAGGUCAGAAGUUCUACAGUGUUAGAUAAUGGGUCCAGCAUCAUACAGUAUACACGACACCGACUCUUAAUCUUUCUCCUCUUUUUAAAAACCUUUUCUGUGCUCAUCUGUCGUUCUAGCCUCUCCCUCCUUUUCCUUUUCCUUUUCUUUUUUGUGCUUAUUUUUUCCUAUUUACUCCUUUGUCCUUGGGCUCCUCCCCCGCUUCUUUCUAUAGAGUAGAUUGAGUAUCAGAAGAGUAAAAGUUCAGUCGUGGUGUUUAAAUACUCAACAUAUUGUUGGAAAUCACUUAAUAUCACUAGUUGUAAGAAUUCCUCUGAUUCAACAGCAGCUGUCGUAGGAUGCAGAACUUUUUUACUAAUUACUUUCUAUGUCGAACGAAGAAGAACAAAAAAAAAGAAAAACCCAAGGCCCAUUUUAAUGUGUCUGUGGUGAAUCUAGAGGCUGAGUGCAUCACUGUUGCAGUUUUACUCAUCAAAUUAAUAUUCCUAGACAAGUGCCAGAGUAGCUGAUACUUGUGUGGCACUGAGUUCCAGCAGAGCGAGUCACGUGGCAUCGCAGAGAGUGAGCGAAGUGACUCCUUACAGAGGCAACACACUCACACACACACACACACAUAUACACACACACACACAGACACACACACACUCGACAAGCUGGCAAUGUGUGUAUGAGUGUUCUAGAAAUCCAUAAUCUACUCAGUAAGGGCAUUGAUUUUUGAGCACAUGGAUUUUGAUGGAAAGGGGACUUGAUAUCCCUUUAGCUGUGCAUCUGUCUCUAUUCUCUUUCCUUCUAUUUUCUAUUCUCUCUCUCUUACACACUCACGCAGAGACACACAUAUACAUACACGCAUACGUAUAUCUAUAUAUAUGGCUGCAAGGAACGCAAGACGGUUUGAAACAAAAAAAACGCACCUUUGAACGGUGACCGCUGCCCCUCUUUUCGGUGAUCUUAACAGGUUUGGUGUGUGAGUUAUAUGCACAAUAUCAGGUUGCAAUAUUAUACUUCUGUACAGAGAAAUCUUUGUUUUUCAAUGUUAGAAACUGAUUUCAUUUGUUUGAUUUGAAUGGUAUUAAGUAUUGAAUUCAUUUCAGAAACAACGUGGCUUUUUAUUCUGCUUCUUUAGAGAAAAAAACAAAACAAAAAAAAAGACUGGCAUGUUUUUAGAUUCUCGUGUGACUUUUAUUUUGUAUUUUAAUUUUUUUUCUCUGGUGUGUUGUUGGUUGGUUGGGACCUCACUGUACAGUCCUCACUGCUGGUUAACCAGACUAGUUAACGGCCGCUCCGCUCACUAGUCACUCGUUAGCCGGGUCUCUCAUCCCAAUCACACUCAAUGAAUAAUGAUAGUCCAGCCUGUGCGGCUAAUACCAACCCCCUCCCACCCACAUAGUUCUCUUCCACUACGAGUCUGUGCUGUAUCACCUCUGAGUGUGUGUGUGUGUGUGUGUGUGAGAGAGAGAGAGAAAGUGUGUGCAUGCAUGAGUUUUACACCAUGCAAGCAUUUAUAUAAGACAGUGGAUGACAUGUGUAUUUUGAGGUUGUUUGCGGUGUGUGUGUGUGUGUGUGCUUUUCUGUUCUCUCUUCCCUUCAUCCCACACAUAACAUUUGACCUGGCUCUUACUCAUAACACACAAAUACAGUCUCACAAAACACACACAUAUAUAUAUAUACACACGCACGCACACACACAUUGCGUCUGUACUGUUGUGGUUAAGGCAGUGUGUAGAUCGAGUUUCGUACGUCCACCAUCACAGAGAUUUUUACACCAACCUUUAGUUUUUACUUUGGGGAUUUUUUAUUUUAAAUUGCAUGACGUGCUCGUGUUUCUGGUGGUACCUAUUUUGCUGCAGCACCCGAGUUCUCCCUGAGUUAGACCUACUGGGCUACAUGUACCAACGUCCCCCUCCACCCUGGUUAGUGCACCGUGUCAGACCGGGGGGGGCCCCUGGAUUAUUACACUCCCCCAGCCCCGGCACAAUCCCGGCCGCCGACAGGGAACAUGAGGUAAAUGUUCCCGUCCAGGCUCAGCACAGUUCCUCCUUUGUCCCGAGUGUACACACACAUGUUCAUUUAUCGCUGGGUGGAUGGCGUGCGUUGGUGUUUAGUCCUCUGGGUCUCCCUGCUGUUUAUCUCACUUAUGUAUAAGUUCAGGGGUUUCUAAGCUACUAGUUGUGUUGUAAAUACUACCUUGUCACUCAGUACCUCUGUACAAUCUGUAAAUAAGUAAAGGUUACAUUUUUCUACUUGU
This is a messenger RNA of Hippoglossus stenolepis (Pacific halibut), 8829 nucleotides long. RefSeq names its product glutamate receptor, ionotropic, N-methyl D-aspartate 2A, b (gene grin2ab). Gene Ontology annotation, cellular component: NMDA selective glutamate receptor complex; plasma membrane; postsynaptic membrane. NCBI's taxonomy places the organism in Eukaryota, Metazoa, Chordata, Actinopteri, Pleuronectiformes, Pleuronectidae. Gene Ontology annotation, molecular function: NMDA glutamate receptor activity; transmitter-gated monoatomic ion channel activity involved in regulation of postsynaptic membrane potential. Gene Ontology annotation, biological process: synaptic transmission, glutamatergic; monoatomic ion transport; long-term synaptic potentiation. Bases 386 to 5179 code for a protein of 1597 amino acids. The record is from RefSeq and is a predicted model, not a curated record. The transcript has 20 exons.